Molecule: messenger RNA, 945 nt
Organism: Auxenochlorella protothecoides
Lineage: Eukaryota; Viridiplantae; Chlorophyta; Trebouxiophyceae; Chlorellales; Chlorellaceae
Exons: 6
Coding region: 1-945 (314 amino acids)
Biological process (GO): plant organ development
Cellular component (GO): chloroplast inner membrane
Source: RefSeq, a predicted model, not a curated record
AUGGGGGGUGGGGACAGUGGACUUGGCGGUGGCGGCGAUGGCACUGGUGGCAAGGGUGAGGGCGCCGGCUGGAACGAGGACGACGGCGAGGAGUACCUCAACCUCGCUCAGGCAGAGGAGCUGGCGGCUGCCAAGAACAUCAAGCUGCCCGCCGACUUUGCAGCCGCCGCAGUGGAAGGAGGCCUACGUCUGUCCACCCUGCAGCACUACAUCAGCCUGCUGUCCGGCGGCUGGCUCACACGCUGGCUGGCCAGUACUAUUCCAGCAUUCCGGGACCGGCUCAUUGCCGACCGCAUGUUCCUCUUCAAGGUCCUGGCCGAGGUCACCAUCGACACAGGGUGUGCGACCGUGGCUGAGGUCAGGAAGCGUGGCGACGAGUUCUGGGGCGAGUUCGAAUUCUACCUCUCGGACCUCAUGGUGGGCCUGGUCCUGGACGUCGUGCUCGUCGGCCUUCUGGCCCCUGUGGCGCUCAAGGGCCGCAAGCCCCGCGCCCAGACCGGAUGGAUCAAGAAGCGGCUGGCCGCGCUGCCAUCGGCGGUGUUUGAGGCCUCCACCCCCACGCGGCCGUACACCGUGCUCGGUCGUCUGGGCUGCCUCGGGGUCAAGGCACUGGAGUACUCCCUGGCAGGCUUUGCAUGCGGGCUGGUCGGCCAGGGGGUCGCCAACUCCCUGAUGAUCGUGAAGCGCAAGUACCAGGGCGCCAGGGAGGACGACGUGGCUGUUCCCCCGCUGAUCGGCACCGCCUUGGUCUGGGGUCUCUUCAUGGGUGUCUCCUCCAACGUGCGAUACCAGACGGUGUUUGGCCUAGAGAGACUGGUGGAGCUCACCAUUGCUCGGCGAUUCCCUCCGAUUGCGUAUGGCACCACGGUGGCCAUCCGUUUUGCUAACAAUGUCAUUGGGGGCGAGCAGUUUGUGGACCUGGCGCGCUGGGCGGGCGUGCAGUGA